This is a messenger RNA of Salvia miltiorrhiza (redroot sage), 2784 nucleotides long. RefSeq lists its product as uncharacterized. NCBI's taxonomy places the organism in Eukaryota, Viridiplantae, Streptophyta, Magnoliopsida, Lamiales, Lamiaceae. The record is from RefSeq and is a predicted model, not a curated record. Bases 149 to 2635 code for a protein of 828 amino acids. The transcript has 17 exons. Gene Ontology annotation, cellular component: nucleolus. Gene Ontology annotation, biological process: ribosomal large subunit biogenesis; ribosomal large subunit export from nucleus.
UUGCCGUCCAAUGAAUUACACUCUAGUAUAAUUCAUAUUUAAAUGCAUGGCCCAACAAACAAAAUCACCUAAACCCAACAAAUAAAACUGAAAACGGGACAGCCGCCGCCGCCGCCGCCUCCCCUUCUUCAUCACUUGUUUACUGGCCAUGGCAUCGGUACCGGCCUAUGACAUAUCUGCGUCUGGACGGACAUCAGGAAAGCUCAACCUCACAGCCCUGCAAUCCAAUAUGAAAGCUGAUCCCGAAGGAUAUAGUUCGGAGGUGUCGCUUGUUUACAAUCAGUUUAAAUCCUCUAUCGAUAUCUUUGAGGAGAAAGCCCGGUUGAAUUUCACUUCGCUCAGUGGAAUCUCCGCCGAUUCCUCCGUCGGCGAGGACUUGGGUGAUCAGGCAAUGUUUUUGGCACAUGUUACGCCUUUUUAUCCGACAGAAUUGGCCCAAUUUCCGAUCGAAUUGAUCGAGUUUUUAAGAACUUCGGCCUGGAAUCUGCCGUCGGGUGUGAGGGUACAAGUGACGCGAGCGCUGAUUCUUUUGGUAAAUCGACAGAUGAUAGAUAUUUCUAAGACACUCUUAGUAUUCAUGGAGGUCCAGACACUAGGGGAUAAAGUAUUACGACAAUUGGCAUUUUACCAUGUUAUUAAAAGCAUUAGACGGAUGAAUCAGAAACAUAAGAACGAUCCGAAGAAUAGGACACUCCAGAACAUUUUGUUCGGAAUGCUUCAGCAAGAGGAAGAAGCAAAAGCUAAGCGAGCGCUGAUUACCCUAUGUGAUCUCUAUCGGAGGAAAGUCUGGUGUGAUGAUAGGACAUCAAAUGCUAUAUGUAUGGCAUGUUUUCAUCCGUCCUCAAGGAUCAAGAUUGCUGCCUUGUCAUUUCUUCUUGAUUUUGAGAAAAUUAAAGAUGAUCAUGAUAGUUCUGAUAGCGAAGAUGACCAACAUCAAAUAGUACUGAACAAAGAAGCUAUGUACAAGGCAAGCCAUAAGGGCACAACAUCAAGCAAAAAGAAGAAGAACGCAAAACUGCAGCGUAUUGCCCGAAGUAUGAGGCGUUUAUCAUCUGGAAAAAGUAAUUCAAACAUCUGCUCACCACUAAACAAUUUGAAAGAUGCACAGGGGUUUUCCGAGAAGCUGUUUUUUUGCCUGCAAUCUGGCAAAGAAAAGUUAAGUUUCAAGGAGAAGCAGUUUUCUUGCCUGCAAUCUGACAAAGAAAGGUUAAGUUUCGAGAAGAAGCUGUUUUCUUGGCUGCAAUCUGCUGGCAAAGAAAGGUUAAGUUUUGAGGUUAAAACGAUGAUGCUUAAAGUAAUUGCACGAACCAUAGGCCUUCACCACCUGAUUUUUUUGGAAUUCUACCCGUAUCUUCAAAAAUAUGUCCAGCCAAGUCAACAACAUGUUACAACUAUACUUUCAGCAGCUGUUCAAGCCUGCCACGAAAUGGUACCACCAGAUGCAGUUAAAUCGUUGUUUAAGCAAAUAGUAAACCAAUUUAUACAUGAUGGAGCAGGACAUGAGGCCAUAACUGUUGGGCUGAAUGUAGUUCGUGAAAUAUGUCUUCGCAUGCCUUUGUUGAUGACUGAAGAACUGCUCCGAGACCUUGUCUUAUAUAGAAAGUCACAUGAGAAAGGAAUUUCUGCUUCUGCUCGAUCACUUCUUAUACUAUUUAGAGAGGUAUGCCCAUCAUUGUUAAUGAGGAAGGAUAGAGGGAGGCCUGCUGAACUGAAAGCCAAACCUAAAGCCUUUGGUGAGGUGCGUGUUCAUAGCAAUAUUCUAGGCGUUGAGCUAUUGGAAGAAGAAGAAGAUCAAGGGAGUAGUGAUGAGGACAUUGAUGGGGAGACUCAGGAUCAUUCCAUGGCUGAUGAUAGUCAAGAAGAUGAUUCAGUUGAUCUUGUUGAAGAGGAUGGAAGAGGCGAAAGUGAUAGCAAUUCUGACCAUGAAUUGGAUGAUGGCAGUGAUGCAAAUGGCGAAGAUGAUAUUUAUUACAAUGUUGAUGGUGCUAGUGAAAUUGGUAAUGAAGACGAGAGUGACGAGAACGAUGAUGAUGAUGAUUAUGGGGAAAUCGGUUUAGUGGAAACCGAUGAUGGUAUUGGGAAGGAUGCUGCUGAUGUUUAUAGCAAUAAAUCAAAAGAAAAGAAAAGGAAGUUCUCUGAAUUUGAGGGACAGUUGAAUGCUGCCGAUAAAAGUCUUGGUGCUUUGAAGAAAUUAUCAGUAACGGCCGAGAACAUCUCUUCAUCCACACAUGAUGGAAUUCUUUCCGACGAGGACUUCCGAAGAAUUAAAGAGCUCAAGGCUAAGAAGGAUGCGAGGACUGCUUUGACACAGCACGGUUUCAAGCUUCCGAGCUCAGACCAACUUAGACUCAAGAGGGUAGAUGCUGCUACAUGCGAGGCACACAUAAAGAGGAAGUUAACGGAGGAAGCAAAAUUGGCAUUGAUAAGAGAAGGAAGGGAGGAAAGAGGGAAAUAUCAGUCCCGCGCCGCUAUAAAAAAGAAAAAGACUGGUGGUUUAAGCAAUCGGCAAAAGGAGCACAAAAAGCUUAUGCCGGAUGCCGCAAGAAAGGCUAAGAUAGCAAGAACUCGACAAGCGAAGAAGAUCAAACAAAAACUUUCUGGCAAACAAUUCCGUGGAAGGAAAGCAUGGAAAUGAUAUAUGCAGUGCUAGCAAGUAGCAACCCUCAUUGCUGAUUUAAUUAUUUUCUUUUUCGUAAUCUUUUUCUACUACUAGAAGUCACAAGAUUUUAGGAGAUGAUUAGUAUGAUGGAACGAAGAUGAGAAUGGAAUGGUGAUUCCUACCUU